This is a messenger RNA of Diceros bicornis minor, 468 nucleotides long. RefSeq names its product microtubule associated protein 1 light chain 3 gamma (gene MAP1LC3C). The record is from RefSeq and is a predicted model, not a curated record. NCBI's taxonomy places the organism in Eukaryota, Metazoa, Chordata, Mammalia, Perissodactyla, Rhinocerotidae. The transcript is spliced from 4 exons. Gene Ontology annotation, cellular component: autophagosome membrane; autophagosome; cytosol. Gene Ontology annotation, biological process: macroautophagy; cellular response to nitrogen starvation; autophagy of mitochondrion. Gene Ontology annotation, molecular function: ubiquitin protein ligase binding. The coding region runs from base 1 to 468 and encodes 155 amino acids.
AUGCAGACUCCGCAGAAAAGCGCAAGCCUCAGACCCUUCAAGCAGAGGAAGAGCUUAGCAACCAGACAAGAAGAAGUUGCUGGAAUCCGGGCAAAGUUCCCAAACAAGAUCCCGGUGGUCGUGGAGCGCUACCCCAGGGAGCAGGUCCUGCCCCCACUGGACAAGACCAAGUUCCUGGUCCCCCAGGAGCUGACCAUGACCCAGUUCCUCGGCAUCAUCCGGAGCCGCAUGGUCCUCGGGGCCCCUGAAGCCUUUUACCUGCUGGUGAACAACAGGAACGUGGUCAGCAUGAGCGUGACCAUGGCUGAGAUCUACAGGGACUACAGGGACGAGGACGGCUUCCUGUACGUGACCUACGCCUCCCAGGAGGUGUUUGGGGGCUUGGCGUCGGCAGCCCCCGGGGAUGGAGCAGCCCGGGGGGUAGACCCUGCCGUCUUCUCUAGCCCAUGUCAACACCUUGACCUCUAA